Medioppia subpectinata is the source of this 1533-nucleotide messenger RNA. The record is from the annotation of a GenBank genome assembly. NCBI's taxonomy places the organism in Eukaryota, Metazoa, Arthropoda, Arachnida, Sarcoptiformes, Oppiidae.
AUGGAUUAUGCUUUAUUAUUGGAGUGGAAGACCUACCGACAAACAUUUCUUAACACAUCUAAUGAGGGAAUUGGCGACCAAUAUAUGGAUCACAACUCACAACACAAUAGCGUUAACAUUGAUUAUACGGAACCGAUGGACAAAAUGUUAAGUGAUGUUUCAUACGCGGCAAUAAUUGACACUGAACCUGAGGCACAGGAAAGCGGUGCCCAAAGCGGACGACAACUGCAACAACAGUCACGACUGGUUGUAGUCUCCGGUCGUUCGCAACGUAUUGUCCAAAAUAUAUUGGACUUCGGGUUCGGCGGCGACCGGAAAGCCGACGACCAGUUGAGGACACUUCUGGACAAUGCCUUCGAAGGGAAGAGUCGUACGAAUGGCUCGAAUAGAGUGACUGACGACGACUUGUGGCGCGGAUUCGCUGUAUUCACGAGGACUACAGACGGCAACCGAUUUCAACAGAUCUCGAGACACAUUGCGAGACAAUCGGCACAAAACAAACCCAGCAUUUGGUUCAUGUUUUCCGCUAUACGUCCAGGAAUUGCGCGUUCAGUGCCGGCGUUGAUGACAAUCCCGGCAUUUAAGGCAUCGGUGGAAGUGUCGGCCCAACUCUUGUCCCCUCUGGGCGUUGACGCCAUCGAGUGUUUGACUGACACAACGGAUUGGAUGACAGCGUUUAGUAAGCCAUACGUUCAUCGCGUGUUAAUCGCAACGAUUGUACAUCACAUGGCGUUUGUCGACACAUUGAAAGCCGUGGGCAUCACUGCCGACGGCUAUUUAGGCGCAUCGCUGGGCGAACUCAUGUGUCUAUAUAUGGACGGUCUGUGCGAUCGGCGCCAGUGUCUGGCCAUUUGUCGCGCGUUUCGGCCGCCGGCGGGUCCGCACCCGUUGUGGUCAUUACGGGCGACGAACGCGUGGCCCGAGAUUCGCAGCCAUUGCGCGAAUAGGCCGGACAUAUGUGUGUCCACACACUUCGCGGACACCUUUGUGAUAGCGUGCGGUACGGAAGCGGCCGUUCGUCAACUGCGCGAUGUGUUGCCGGACAACAAAGUGGUGGACGUCGGGCCAAAACAUGACUAUAUGCACGCGGGCAAUGCGUUUGCACCCGAUAUGGGCCAAGCGCUAGUGGACCAAUUUACCAAGGUGGUGCCCGAACGCACUCGCACUAAGCCCAGCCAGCGUUGGCUUUUCACCACUGAACCCACUCUCCCGAUGGCCAACACCGGCGGCGGCGCUAACACUGGUUUCUCUGCGGCGGAGUGUUUGGCCAACACUGCGUUGUCUCCCAUACUGUUAAUGGAGGCCAUCGAUCGUUUGCCCGCCGACGCGCUCGUCGUUUAUGUCAAAACGGAUUCCCGUUUACGAGACGUCGUUCUAAGCGGUCGACCGCAGGAACUGUAUGUCAAAGAGUCGGUGGAGUCGACGCCGGAGUCGGUGUUUGGUAUCAAUCAUUUGUUACGUGAGAUCGGACUCGUGUUUACGGCCGGACACUGGCCUCGGGUUCACGAUUUGGUGAAAGCAAACAAUUAUUAG